AUGAUCGCUGUUGCACCCUAUUUAUGUGAUUCUUCAUCCGACCCGGAUCUUCUCCCGCCCUUUAUACGCAUGUGCACUAGCUAUCGGAGAUCCAACGGAAGAACCUCUUACAUUCCAACCUCUUACAGAUCUCAAUCCGACUAUGCCAUUGGCAUCGACCCUUACUACCCUAGUUCGAGCGACCACUUGGACUUCGCCUGUGCUAAGGGAUAUCUCAAACAGUUCAACUUGACAGACUUUCCUGAUUUCAGAAGCCCAAAUUUCAUGAAAGUUAUCGAAAUUUACAAAGAGUUGUUGGCCACCUGCCCCGACGCUGGGGCUGUUGGUCAUGUGUUCGAGUGGCAUACCGGAAUAUCAAAAUUGUCACCAGCCAAUUGGGCAUUUGGUAAUGAGCACGUUCAUUUAUGGCUGACUCAACUGUUUCUCUGGUGCCAUGAAGCAGAAAACCACGACAUCGUUCUUGACUUCGAGAACAAAGCGAUUUCAGCUAUGAGCGAUGGACAUGCUGAGGAAGACUGGGGUUGUUGUGCAAAUUGCAAUCGCACAGAUCCUAUCCAGCGAUAA
Messenger RNA from Botrytis sinoallii, 564 nucleotides. RefSeq lists its product as uncharacterized. The transcript has 3 exons. Bases 1 to 564 code for a protein of 187 amino acids. Lineage: Eukaryota; Fungi; Ascomycota; Leotiomycetes; Helotiales; Sclerotiniaceae. The record is from RefSeq and is a predicted model, not a curated record.